Messenger RNA from Aplosporella prunicola CBS 121167, 1854 nucleotides. RefSeq lists its product as uncharacterized. The coding region runs from base 1 to 1854 and encodes 617 amino acids. Gene Ontology annotation, biological process: regulation of transcription by RNA polymerase II. Gene Ontology annotation, cellular component: SAGA complex. The record is from RefSeq and is a predicted model, not a curated record. The transcript has 3 exons. NCBI's taxonomy places the organism in Eukaryota, Fungi, Ascomycota, Dothideomycetes, Botryosphaeriales, Aplosporellaceae. Gene Ontology annotation, molecular function: transcription coactivator activity.
AUGCCUUCUGCCAGUAGCAAGGGCAAGGCCAAGCCCGGUAGCCAGCCACGCGACUCACGCCGUUCGCGCAGUCGUAACACAACGCCCAUCUCCGGUAACAGCGUCGCCGUCACCAUCGAGCCCACCACCUCGCCCUCCUACCUCCACACCGCCCUGUCACAGCUCGCAAACACGUCCAGCAUCUUCAUCGAGGACAUUUUCAGCAAUGGCUCCAACCCCAACAACAUCCCCUCCGCCGAGGCUCUGCACGCCAUGCAGGAGGACAUCAAGAACCGCUUCAUCCCCGCCCAGACCCAGCGCGGCGAGACGAGCGAGCGAUUUAUGCGCCAUCUGAUGAAGCGCCGCAAAGAACGUAUGGAACAGGAGCGUGAUAAGGAGCGUGCCGAUCGUGAGGCCGAAGAGAGAAAGCACAAGCUGAAGAAGGUCUCGAAGAAGCGCGAGCCAGACGAGGACCGCCCAUUGGCGGUAGGCGCGCAUGGCGUGGCUAGGCAAGAUGGUGUUGACGUUCACAAGGAUGCAUCAUCUACAAUCUCCUCUCCCAUUUCGCAGCCCCCGCCUUCGGCCACUGGCACCAAGAUGGAGGACGCGGCAUCGCCUAGCGGUUCUGAAGAAUCUCACCAACCUCCACCUGCGCCGGCAGUACCUGCUUAUCAAACAUUUGGCCCGGAUCCUACCAAGUUCGAUGACCCCACAAUCUACCAUAUUCGUGAAGUCACAGAUGAUACCCCUGAGUAUUUAAAGAAGGAAAUACUUGGCGUGGCCGUCUACCCCCAGGAUGAUCUCCAUGACUUGACUCCUGGUACACCACCAGACAAAGACUAUAGCAACCCGAAACCGCAGACGCAGAUUAAUGCUACUGUUUUUGCCAACUAUGCCGAGCCAUACAUCCGGCCGUUGACCGAAGAAGACCUCUCAUUCUUGAAAGAGCGCGGUGAUCGCGUCACCCCUUUCCAGAUGCCCCGCCGUGGCCCACGAUACUACAAAGAGAUCUGGGCUGAUGAGGACGGCGCUAUGGCUAUCGAUCAAAAUGCCGAUAAGUUACCACCGAACGAACCGCGCGGCAGUAUGGAUGUCAUGAACGAUGAAGUUGGGGAGACGGAGGCCGUCUCCGCGGGCCCCGUAGUCUCGCGGUUAUUAGCCACAUUGCGCGCGGAAGGUCGAAGCCAGAGCACCAACGAAGCAAACGGCACCGAAAUGGAGAUCGACGGCGAAGCAGGCGAAUCCAGCAGCAAUGCACCACAGCCUGCUGCCACGUUCAUGCCCGAAUCCAAUCUCCCCAACUGGAAAAACGCACCUGCCACCAAGCUUGACUAUGCAAGCAUGGACGAACGCGCGAUGCAAGAGCUUGUACACAUCGGCUUUCUCUCGGCAGACGACAAGCCCGACUACGACGGACACUUCGACGAUGAAGUCGCCGCGCGGCUGCGCUACCUGCAAGAUGAACUCAGGCGGCAAUCAAUCGUCAACGGAGCACGAAAAUCGCGGCUCCUCGAGCUCGCCCAGGCACGCAUGGCGCAACAGGAGUUCUCGGCCAUCGAAGACGACCUCAACAACCAGCUCAACGCCGCCUAUCUCAAGCGCAACCGCAACCUCGGCAAGGGCAAAAAGAACAACAAGAGGCCUGGCGGUGCUGGCGGUGGGUCGCACGUUGUCCAAGCUGGUGGCGUGUCGAGUCGCGGGCUUGGCGAGGAGAUUCGCGCACUCAUGGAGAAGAAAGAGCGCUGGACGCAUAUUAUUGGCCCCGUGGUGGAUUUUGGUAAGGCGGGCAUUCCGAAGGAAAGUGUUUUUGACGAGGACGCGAUGAAGAAGUUUAUUGAGAAGGAGCAAGAGGGAUGGACAGAGGUGGAGGAGUAG